Molecule: messenger RNA, 1237 nt
Organism: Aspergillus novofumigatus IBT 16806
Lineage: Eukaryota; Fungi; Ascomycota; Eurotiomycetes; Eurotiales; Aspergillaceae
Product: fumarylacetoacetate hydrolase family protein
Exons: 5
Coding region: 199-1086 (295 amino acids)
Molecular function (GO): acetylpyruvate hydrolase activity
Source: RefSeq, a predicted model, not a curated record
CCCGCCUGCAUUGUUAUCGGCACGGCUCCGAGUCCUCAGCAAUAAUGCAUCCGAACCGGUGUCGGGGUAGAAAUGUCCCGCGACGGGCUUUCAAAAGGAGUAUGGGUUUCACAAGAUCACUGAGCCGUGUUUCUUCCUGAGAUUAUUCUUGUGAUACCCGCUUCAGUCCAUCUAACCUCAUUGCUACCCUCGAAGACCAUGUCUAAGAUUGCCUCCACCUUUUCGCGCCUUGUGCGCUUUGUUCCAAGAUCCAACCCUGCUAAGAUCCUGAUCGGUGAGCCAGUAGAUCCGCAGGUGGAUGUUGGUUUGGCCGUCUACCAGGGCAAGGAUGUCUCCGUACGACCAUUCACCGGCACAUCUGUUCUCAACCCAGGCCAGAAGACCGACACAACAGAGACAAUCGAGCGGAUCCUUUCUCCUCUGGCGCAGAGCGAGGUUGGAUCCAUUCGAUGCAUUGGAUUGAAUUAUGUCUCGCACGCUGCAGAGAUGAAGCUGGCUAUUCCCGAUGUACCAACUCUCUUUCUGAAGCCGUCCACCGCGCUUGCGGACCCAUGGCCGGCACCGACUAUUCUUCCCAAGAUCACACAGGUCGACAACACGGGCGAUUACGAGUCAGAAAUGGUCAUUGUCAUUGGCCGUGAUGCGAAAGAUGUCAGCGAGGCAGAGGCUCUGGACUACGUUCUUGGUUAUACCGCCGCCAAUGAUGUUUCCAGCCGGACAUCACAGAUGAACCAAAGCCAGUGGUCUUUCUCCAAGGGCUUCGAUACCUCAUGCCCCAUUGGACCUGUCCUUGUUUCCUCGGCCCUUAUCCCUGAUGCCAGCAAGCUUCACAUCCGCGGCUUGAAGAACGGCCGAGUCAUGCAGGACUGCCCUCUGACUGAUUUGAUUUUUAUCGUCCCCCAACUCGUCAGCUUCUUGUCGCAGGGAACGACUCUACCUGCCGGUACCAUUAUCCUGACAGGCACUCCUCCCGGUGUCGGAGCGGCCAAGAACCCCAAGGAGUUCUUGACGGCAGGUGAUGAGUUCGCUGUCGAACUACUCCCUCAUGUCGGAACACUGAUCACGAAGGUCGAGCACCAGGAAUGAUUCGGAGAAUGUGUCCGGUAGAAUCGUCGAUGACCAGAAGGAUUGGACAUGCUAUCCGCAUCGUAUAAUUCUCACAAAACGAGAAAGAAGCUGAGCCAAAGGCCAACAGCAUCAAUCGAAGUCCUGCGAAGAAUUGGAUAAUUGCUAGGUG